This is a messenger RNA of Aspergillus caelatus, 515 nucleotides long. RefSeq lists its product as uncharacterized. NCBI's taxonomy places the organism in Eukaryota, Fungi, Ascomycota, Eurotiomycetes, Eurotiales, Aspergillaceae. The transcript has a single exon. The coding region runs from base 116 to 403 and encodes 95 amino acids. The record is from RefSeq and is a predicted model, not a curated record.
CCGGCGCUUGUUGUUCACCAAUCACACUCACCUUAACUUCCAGUCGCUAAGCAUCAUUCGUCAAGAGCCGUUCUCUGCACGCGCCCCCCACCUAUUGGUGUGAUAUCUGUCCGGCAUGCUGGAUGUCACUUCUGUUGUACCUCUCAGAGUGCUGGAAGUCCUUCAGGGGCGAAGCGCCGCCUUUACAGCAACCAAUGGUAGCCUCUCUGAAAUGCCUAUUUCCAAGGAUCCCCGGCUUGUCGUGCGCAAUGUUGCAGUAGUUUCUGCACAGAUGAUGGUUGGCGUGGACGGCGUCUCCAGAUCUUCCCCUCUUUCUCUCUCAGACCUGGGUGUAUUUAUCAGAGCCAUGCGCCACGGAUCGAUCGUGAUCUUCACCUACUUCUUUGUGGUCAUUUUACCUUAAUUUUCUUUUUCCUUCUUGUUAGUUUUGAACAUUUGUGCCUUCGGCUCUGUGAGCUAGGCUGUCCUUCGUUGUAUCCUUUGCUUGCGCUGGUGGACCCGUUGAUCGGUGUCGA